AUGAGCGCCUGGAUGAACCAAGAACUAAUAUUUCUGAGAAUGCGAUGCCCAUUUACAACCUUGACCCAACGAUUGACGAAUAUAUUGAAUAAUGAGGAUGAUCAAGCGUCCAUAGAUAUUGAUGGUACCAUUACAACACUUGAUGAUACCAAUACAACAAUUACUGGUACCAAUUCAACACUCGCUUAUAUCAAUACAACAGUUACAGGUACAGAGUUCGUGGUUAUGUUUACACCAUACUAUAACGACACGAAAUUUGUUCAGUUAAUCAUCACAUCAAAUAGUGAAAAUGAUAUCAAUAUAAACAUCGAGUCACCAUUUCCAGGAACAUUCCAAACGACUUACAAAUCCAGUCACGUGGCUAUUGUUGACCUUCCCAGGUCGAUCGUUGAUCUAUCUGAUGGAUCAAAUUCAAAUGGUGUGAAAAUAACGUCGGAUCAUCCCAUUUUUGUUGUGGGGUUGGUAGGAUUAGGACCUUACAGCACUGAAACAUUUACGGCAAUUCCAUCCCAUAAUCUAGGUCAGUCAUAUUUCAUAGCCACUCAUAUUAACACUGUUCGCUAUUACGGAAAGGACAAAAUGCAGACUAUAGGGAUAGCAUCCCUACAAGAUAAUACAGAUGUUACUAUCUAUUUUAGUAAUACUUCCGAUAUUUUGCUUCUCAGUUCGAAUCAAACCAUAAGUGCUGGAACUAAUUACACGUUUUCACUCGGAUAUUUAGAUACGUUUUACUUUGAAACAAAGGAUGAUAUCACUGGCACCCGUAUAGAAAGUACCAGCCCGAUUGCAGUUUUUGAUGGAUUGAAGCAAGUUGGAAUUACCUAUGAUUACAAAACCAAAACACGCGAUACCAAUAUCAAUGAAUUAGGAAUGGAACAACUUCCACCCACUUCCACUUACAGUAAUGAAUUUAUAAUUCCAGUAUUCAUGCAUAGUGCUGGUAUGGAUGCUUACAUUAUUUCUCCAGAUCCCGCUUACAAGAUCUACACAUAUACUGAUGAUGACUACACAGUUUAUCAAACAGAAAACAUGCACAAAGCCACUUUGUCGAUAAAAAGUGCCACAAGUAUUGCGAGUCAAAGCCCUUUACUGCUUAACAUUCAUGUUAAAAUGAGACUUCACAUGAAAACAAGUUAUUUUACUGUAAAUAUACCGGCAAUAAGCCAGUUUUCAAAUCAGUAUGUUCUAGCUACUCCAUUUACAAACAAUACGUAUGAAAACUUUGUUUCUGUUAUCAUUAAAGCAGAUGACGUCAAUGGUUUGCGGUAUGACGAUCAUCCAGUUACACCCGUUUCUGAAACAAGGGCAUCUCAAAUUAUAUUUGUUCCUAGAUAUAUGUUCCUUGUUUCAAGGAAAUAUGACCCCAAAUGGGUGACUGGUGUACAGAAAAAUAGACAGGUAAUUAACGAACAUCCCCCACCUUAG
Molecule: messenger RNA, 1425 nt
Organism: Mytilus trossulus (common blue mussel)
Lineage: Eukaryota; Metazoa; Mollusca; Bivalvia; Mytilida; Mytilidae
Product: IgGFc-binding protein-like
Exons: 3
Coding region: 1-1425 (474 amino acids)
Source: RefSeq, a predicted model, not a curated record